AGAAACCACCAAAUUCCCAACGCCCAACGGAUUGGCGUGAUUCAUCGCAACAAUCAACAACUUCACUACAACCUCUGAUGGCGAUUUCUAGGGUUUUAGUUUUACACUUCCCAAUUCGAAAUUCUUGUUACAAAAGCUUCAACAUAAGGUAUCACUUUUCAAUGUUCAGUCUGCUGUUCGGUGGGAAGUUGGUGCGUUGCAAAUUGCAGAUGUGAUAUUUCCCCUGCAUUUGAUGUUUUAUAUGUUUACAAUCUCCAUGACCAGGUCCGUUUACGCAACCUUCUCCUUUCUUCCUUUAAAUAUCUUAUACAUUACUUCAUCACUAUUUCUUUUUCUUUUAUCCAAUCUAUUGUUUGCCUUUCAUUUUCACCUAAUUUAGCUUCACUUCCAAUCCAGAAUUUGAUGCUUCCUUUUUAUCUUUAUAUUUUUUUUCCACAACAAACUCUGACAUUCUCAUUCCAACGAUUUAAAAUAUAUGAUAACAGUAAGUGAAAGGAACACAUGUCAUGACUUAUUAGUAUCCCUAUAUAGAAAAUUCAACUGGGGCUCUCUCAAAUCAAAUUAUUUGGAAUGAUAGUAUGAAUUAGUGGGUAUUUCAUACUGUAUAUGAAACGUUUUUGAGAAGUGAAGCUCUUCAUACAUUAUGGGGAAGUCAGGGUCUAAACAAGGAGAUGCUAAUUCACCAUGUGGGUCGUUUAAGUAUCAGUUUAGGUAUCAAAAAAUGGUGCAAGGAAGUGAUCCAACAAAGGGGAGGAGGGUGUCAGGGGGAGUCUACCAGUGGGAUAAGCUUGAGUUGUUUAAUGGAUUAAGGAGUAACUCCAUGAAAUUAGGUUCUAUAAAGGGUGCUUAUGUUGGAAAAAGGCAUACUUGGAUCCGUAAACAUUUUUCAUCAAUUGUUUUCACACUUUUAUUGAUGGGUUUUCUUUUUCUUUUGGAUUCUCUUAUGGGUUCCAUCUUUGAACCUUCGGUUCUUCAAAGUAAUCCACCUCCCAAAAAAUUGUCUACUGAAACUGAAAUGUUUGGAGAUAAAAGUGGCAAAAAUGUGGUGCAAAUGUAUGGUCACCUUGCAAGCAUGGCUUCUAGUGCUCUUGUAGAGAGAGAGCUUAAACAAGAGGAAUCAAGAUUUUGGAAGGAAUCUUAUCGAAAAGCAUCAUUAUGGAGUCCUUGUGCAGAUAGAAAGGAAUCAAGAAAUACAGGAAGUUUUCAAAGCAACACUGGUUAUAUAUUGGUUAGUGCAAAUGGAGGUCUAAAUCAACAACGUGUUGCUGUAUGUAAUACUGUUGCUGUAGCAUCAUUAUUAAAUGCAACAUUAGUUAUUCCAAGGUUUCUUUACAGCAAUGUAUGGAAAGACCCAAGCCAGUUUGGUGAUAUUUAUCAAGAAGAUUAUUUCAUGAAAACAUUGAAAGAUGAAGUUAAUAUAGUAAAGGAUCUCCCACCUCAUUUGAAAUCACUAAACUUCAAAGAAAUCGGUAGUCUGAUAACUGAUGCAGAUCUCACUAAAGAAGCAACAUCAGUUGAAUACAUCAAGAAAAUUCUUCCAAUUUUAUCAAAAAAUGGAGUUGUUCACUUUCUUGGAUAUGGAAAUCGCCUUGGAUUUGAUCCUUUGCCUUCUGAUCUUCAGAGGCUAAGGUGCAAAUGUAAUUAUCAUGCUUUGAAGUUUGUGCCAAAAAUCCAAGAAAUCGGUUCAUUGUUAAUUAGAAGAAUAAGAAAAUACGAUGAGCCAAGGAACAAAUUAGAUAAGGAACUAUUAGGAGAUUUCAUCACAAAUCCUCGUUCAAAGUCAAAGUCAAAGUCAAAGUCAAACAGUCAAGAUACAGAUGGAGAACCACUUAAGUAUCUUGCUUUGCAUUUGAGAUUUGAAGUUGACAUGGUUGCCUACUCUUUAUGUGAUUUUGGUGGUGGAAAAAUUGAGAAAGAUGAACUUCAAACUUACAGAGAAUCCCACUUUCCAUUACUAAUGCAACGAUUAAAGAAGUCAAAGCCUAUUUCACCAGAAGAACUAAGAAUUUCAGGAAGAUGUCCAUUAACACCAGAAGAAGCUGCACUUGUUUUAGCUGCUCUUGGUUUCAUGAGUGAUACAUAUAUUUAUCUUGCUGGAUCACAAAUAUAUGGAGGAAAGUCAAGAUUACGCCCUUUGACUAAUUUAUAUCCUCAUUUGAUCACAAAAGAGGAUCUCCUUUCCCCUAAUGAACUCGCACCUUUCAACAACUUUUCUUCUCAGUUAGCAGCAGUGGACUUUAUUGCGUGUGCAACUUCAGAUGUAUUUGCAAUAACAGAUUCAGGAAGCCAAUUAUCUUCAUUGGUGUUGGGUUUUAGAACAUAUUAUGGUGGUGGAAAUGCUCCGAGUUUGAGACCUAAUAAGAAGAGACUUGCAGAAAUUUUAUUAAAGAAUAAUAAAACUGUAAUAAAUUGGAAUGAUUUUGAAGCAAGAGUAAAGAAUAUGAUAACUGAAGCACAAACCGUAAGAUUGAGGGGUUGGGGAAGAAGCAUUUAUAGACAACCCAGAUGCCCUGAAUGUAUGUGUCGUUUUCAGUAAUCGUUGUUCAAAACAAUCUCUUUUUGUUUUUUCUUCUGAGUUUUUAAGGUUGUCGUUUCCUCGUUGUGUUGCAUGGAUAUGACAAUGUUGCACAUAAGAACGUUCUUUUGUUGUAUAUUUUUUGAGAAACGAUUAUGCACAAAUUUAGACUUGAAGUAUAAAUUUUUUAGGGGUUGAAGUAGAAA
This is a messenger RNA of Lactuca virosa, 2721 nucleotides long. NCBI's taxonomy places the organism in Eukaryota, Viridiplantae, Streptophyta, Magnoliopsida, Asterales, Asteraceae. The record is from the annotation of a GenBank genome assembly.